GAAGAUGUACCAAAAAUUACAACCUGGGAAUCCCAGAAAAGGAAUUAAUCAACUGCAUUUUCAGGGCUUGUUAUGAUCAAUGAAUGUGACAGCCGGCGAAGGCCCACCACCGCCGAUGAUACUAUGACUAAGGCCAUCGACGGCGGCACCUCCUCCUCCACCAGCCCCACUUCCACCCCUGAUAAUUCUGUCAAACCUGAAAAGAAAAAAAAGUCUAUUAUUCCAAGGAUUUUUAGCUCCAAGAGACACAGCAGAGGGAACUCAAUAGAGGACAUUCUUCAAUCAUCAGAUCUUGGAAAUGAAAAUGAAUCCGAAGGAAAUAUUACAUCAAGAACAACAGCUUUUUGGCAGGAGGCUACACCCAGCAACAUGAGAAGAGGUCUUUCAGAACGGCAUAGUUGCGCGGGGAUCGAAAGCCUAAGCCUCUCGAGUUUUGAUCAAUCGAUGGCACCGUCCAUGACAGUUCAAGAUGUCCGGAUUUUCGUGGGAACGUGGAAUGUGGGAGGGAACAGUCCUAACUAUGGACUCAACCUUGAGGAUUUCUUGCAGGCGGAGGGCUCUGCAGACAUCUAUGUACUCGGGUUUCAGGAGAUUGUCCCACUAAAUGCAGGAAAUGUGUUAGUGGUAGAAGACAGCGAGCCAGCAGUAAAAUGGCUAGCCCUAAUAAGCCAUGCCCUAAACAAACCGUUGUCCGAUGAUUCAAAGGACUCGAAAUCCGUCAACAUAUUCCACAAGCCAUAUUUGAAAGCUCUCAGUAAGAAUCUGAGGGGUGAGAGUGAACUACUCAAGGCCUGCAAUUGCUCUAGGGAUUCCUUGAUCUCGAACCGGAGGGCUAGAAAACUCACAGACCCUUGUGGAUCACCCUUCAGUUACUGUGAUCCAAGCAUGGAUGAUUUCCUCUCAAUGGCUGAGAUUUCCUUGCCCACAAGGCUCAAUUACCAGCUUGUCGCGAGCAAGCAAAUGGUCGGCAUCUUCCUGUCAAUAUGGGCUCGACAUGAGCUGGUUAAAGACAUUGGUCAUCUUAGGAUUUCUUGCAUGGGACGAGGCAUCAUGGGCUACCUUGGUAAUAAGGGUUGUAUAUCUAUAAGCAUGACACUGCACCAAACGAGCUUUUGCUUCGUGUGCAGUCACCUGGCGUCGGGGGAGAAGGAAGGAGACGAGCUAAGACGAAACUCAGAUGUAACCGAAAUCCUAAAGGGCACUCAAUUCCCAAGAACUUGCAAGAAUCCAAGCCGCAAAAUCCCAGAAAGAAUCAUGGACCACGACCGUACGAUAUGGCUAGGGGACUUGAAUUAUCGAGUGGGAUUGAGCUAUCAAGAAGCAAGGCUAUUGCUAGAGGAUAAUGAUUGGGAAUCCCUCUUGGCCAAAGAUCAGGUUGGUGUUGAAGCUGGGAGAGUGUUUAGUGGGUGGAAUGAAGGGAAGAUUAUGUUCGCACCCACGUACAAGUACUCCCAAAAUUCUGAUUCCUAUGCUGGAGAGAACACCAAGUCCAGGAGAAAACGAAGGACCCCUGCAUGGUGUGACAGAAUUUUAUGGCGUGGCAACGGGAUCGAACAAUUAUCGUAUGUACGAGGGGAGUCGAGAUUUUCCGACCACCGGCCGGUGUCCGCCGUCUUCGCGGUGGAGGUGGAGGUCAGGAACAAAAACAUCAACAAGUUCAGAAAGGGAUAUUCCUGCGCAGGCACCAAGUUGGAAUUCCAGGACUGCAUGCCUCAAAGGCAUAGUUUUUGCGAGUUUUAGCUAUAGAUCGAUACUUACUAACUCACAUCGACUCAUAUCAGAUUGAAUUUUCUGUUUUAAAUUUUAUUGUAUUCUUUUAUUAUGUUUAAUAUAUACGCGCUUACAUGUAUAAAAAGUAUGUUUUUUAUUUUAUUCCGGAAAAAAUUUUGUACACGUAGCGU
Molecule: messenger RNA, 1901 nt
Organism: Sesamum indicum (sesame)
Lineage: Eukaryota; Viridiplantae; Streptophyta; Magnoliopsida; Lamiales; Pedaliaceae
Source: RefSeq, a predicted model, not a curated record